Molecule: messenger RNA, 1824 nt
Organism: Penicillium nucicola
Lineage: Eukaryota; Fungi; Ascomycota; Eurotiomycetes; Eurotiales; Aspergillaceae
Product: RNA polymerase-associated protein
Exons: 4
Coding region: 1-1824 (607 amino acids)
Cellular component (GO): Cdc73/Paf1 complex
Molecular function (GO): DNA binding; RNA polymerase II C-terminal domain phosphoserine binding
Source: RefSeq, a predicted model, not a curated record
AUGGCGGACGAUUUGGAUGCUGAGUUGCUCGCUUUGGCGGGUGACUCUGAGGAGGAAACCUCACCACCACCCAAGUCGCCGGCGCACUCUGCUUCAUCACACGCCGACAGAGAUCAUUCACCAGCAGGAAUGGCUCGCAAAGGAACUGCUAAGCCGGCAUCCCGCCGGGCACGGAAGCCCAUGAAGGAUGAAUCGGAAGGUGAAAUUUCCGAUACUGGCUCCCGUCACUCUCUUCAGUCUGCUCCCAUGUCCGAGUCAGAGUCGGAGUCCGAGAAAUCCGAUCAAGAUGAUGAGGAUCGCCCUAUAUUCCCGUACGACAAGCUGUACUAUUCAGCCCAGGAUAAGAAAGAUAUCAUGGCAAUGCCAGAAAUUCAGCGCGAGGAAACCUUGUCCGAGCGUGCCCAGCAAGUCGAUCGCCAUAACCAGGAUCUCGCUCUCCGGCGUUUGUUAGCAUCCCGCUCCCGUGAUGAAGCCCGUGCCGCCAAAAAGGCCAAACGAAAGGCUGGUUCCGCCGGUCUAGAUGACCCCCAGCGCAAGAGCUCUCGCCAAAAGACCACUCUUGGUGGCCGCAAAGUUGGAGAAACCUCUGGAGCCAUUGAAGCCUACAAGCGUCAACGUGAGCAGAAGGGCAAGCGGGAUGAACUCCGCCGUCGGGAUCCUACUCAAUCUCGCCGCCGUUCGCGUUCCAUGGGCUCUGAGGGGUCUGACGAAGAUGCCGAUGCUGAGAGUGAUCUUGAAUUGGAUGAUCGUGUUGGUCGUUCUCCUUCUCUGCCUAAGGACGACCCGCCUGCUGAGCUUCGUGACAUCCAACGUGCUCGUGUUGGUCGCAGCAACUUCGCUCAGGUCUGCUUCUACCCUGGAUUUGAAAGUGCCAUGCUUGGCUGUUAUGCUCGGGUCAAUAUUGGCCCGCAUGCAGAAACUGGUCAGAACGAAUAUCGCAUGUGCUUGAUUACUGGCUUUGCUCAGGGAAAACCUUAUGCCAUUGAAGGAUCCAAUGGUCGUCCCUUUGUCACCGAUCAAUAUGCCAAGCUAGCGCAUGGCAAGGCUAUAAAGGAGUUCCCUUUUAUUGCUUGCUCUGAUUCUUCCUUCACCGAGAACGAGUACACGCGUUACCGCAAGACUUUGGCAGUCGAAGACAUCAAGUUGGCUACCCAAGGCAAGCUGGCUUCCAAGGUCACUGACAUCAACCGUCUUAUCAACCACCAGUUUACCAAAGAUGAGUUGAAUCAGAAGCUGCAACGCCAGGGUGCAUUCGACUCAAAGUGGAACAUUCUCAAACGUGCCGAUAUUGAACGUGACUUGAAAUUCGCCAAAGCCAAUGGAAACAUCGAAGAUGCUGAGCGGCUCGAGAAAGAACUGGAUGUUAUCCUGAAUCCUACUCUGUCUUGGGGAACGACUCUCACUAAGAAAGAGGUCGAUACGAAGCCGAUGGAAGCCGAGCGUGUCCACCAGAUCAACAUUCGUAACCAAAAGCUCAACUAUGAGAAUGUACGCCGUGCCCAGAUUGAGGAGCGCAAGGCCGCUCGCAAGUCCGCAGCCGCUGUCGCCCGUGGUGAAGCCCCCGCCGAUCCGUUCAUGCGUGUGCGAACAGUCGCCAAGACCCAUCACGAUCUCAGUGUACCCAGCCAAACUACUCCUUCUACCGAUGCUACUCCCAAAGAUGAAGUCAAGGAUACCCUCAAAAUUAGUAACGGCAGUUCUGCAGUGGGCACACCUUCUGGUAUUACACCUAAGAAGCCCAAGACUGGUUUCAUGAUCAGUCACCGCAACAACGAUGAUGAGAACAUCGCGGCGCUUGAUAUGGACAUCGACAUCGAGAUCUGA